AACAAACCGGAUCUUAUCAUCCUUAAAAUGGACCGUUGAGAUCCUCUUUCCGGGUAUUGGCGCAAUGUGUCUUGCGACGAAGAUAUCCGGUAUGACAAGGCCAAUGCUAACAGCUACGAACCAGUUUCUGUCACACAUGCUCUGAAAAAUAUCCUAGACUUGAGCUCUGGGUUAUGAUGGAUUUCAAGCCGUCCGCUUCUGCUUUCUCCCUCCCACUUCCACUGUCACAACAACCGCAGAGUGUGCGCGUUGCUCGAUAUGAGCCUAGGAAACGAAGAAAACACUCCGAGGACUGGGAUGAAGAUACCUCAGAUGUAGGGGGAGAAACGACAGACGCCGUCUCUGAUUCCGGUGUGACUCUUUCCGGUACUGAUUUGAUCUUGUCGCCUGAAGAAGCCCACCAGUAUCGAAUUGCCGGUCUCCCCUUUGAUCAGGAGUUGCCUUCAGGUAACUUCCCCCAUGGGGCACCCAGGGACUGGACGCGUUCCAGUCGCCAAACGCAGAAUCAUAUCAUCGCACAACUACCAUCUUUAUCGCCUCCACUCUACCCUCCACAGUCUGCGGCUUACCAGGGAAAUCUCCGAUUGCAACAUCUUGCCGUGGUCACAUCCAUACUGCAUCGGUGCCUUCUGCAGGGUGACUACGUCCGCGCUGGGAGAGCAUGGGGGAUACUUCUUCGCGAGGAGUUCGGAGGCAAGCCCAUCGAUGUGCGCAACGAAGGGAGAUGGGGAAUCGGAGCGGAGAUCCUGUUACGGCGGGGCCAUCGGAUAUCUCACAACACUCCCGGGUCCGGAAGCUUAGGAAAUCUACAUCAUGGAACGGCAGAUGCCUCUGGACUUUGUUUUACUAGAGCCGGGUUCGAAGACGCUAAAAGAUAUUAUGAGAGACUUAUCAUUCAGCAUCCAUUUCGAAAGGCUGCGCCUGACGCGAUAUCCUCUUUACAUUUCUAUCCCGCAAUGUUCGGCAUUUGGAUAUAUGUUGUUCAAGAAGAAUGCAAUGCCGCCAGGAAAGAUAUACAGUGUCGCCUUGGAGAAUCUGAGUGGUUUUCGGAAGAUGAGGAGACCGGAUCAGAGUUUGAGGACCAACAUGGCGAAAGGCCAAGACGACGAGGUCUCCUCGCCGAGGUCGAUGAUAAAGAACGAGAUCAGGCGCAGCAAAUUGCGGCAAGGAUGGAUGAAAUACUCUCAUCCCCUCCGUAUUCUGACUCCCAGGAGCUAUUAGAACUUCGAGCGAUGGUCUCACUUUGGGUCUCCGAUCUUCUCAUCUCCUCUUUGCCGCAGGAAGAAUUGGACCUCCCCAAUGCCGAUUACGAUAAUGAUCUUAAGGUUAGGGAAGGGUUUCCCGGUUUGACUCUUGCAUGGCGAGAGCAGAGACUCGCAAUGGAACAGAGAGAGGCCGAGUUGCAGAAAUCGAGAAAAUUCUUUGAGAGAGCUAGGCAACGUGGCAGGAGCAUGACAAGUACCCUUGAAAAUUUUCGGAUUGACGAUCCAAAUUCCCCAAACCCCUCAUUGUGAACUCGUCUUAAUAUCUCGAAGGGUCAAAAGCAGGUCAGCGCAGAUAGAGAUACCAAAUUUUAGGCCAUUAUAAGUAUUUAACGACACAUGUUCAGGGACGUGUAUAAUUUGGACUGCAAUAUUUUUAUGUUCUUC
Messenger RNA from Monascus purpureus, 1649 nucleotides. NCBI's taxonomy places the organism in Eukaryota, Fungi, Ascomycota, Eurotiomycetes, Eurotiales, Aspergillaceae. The record is from the annotation of a GenBank genome assembly.